GGAUCCUUCUGCAUAGCUCAAAAUCUUCAUAUUCAUUUGAAGAAAUAGUAAUAGCACCAAAAACACUUGUUCAUUCCAUAUAAUGAUAUAAUCAUUCACGUAUGCAUUUGUAUAUAUAUAUACAUACGUGCCCUAAACAUUCAAACCCAUAUUAGAGUUAACAUACGUCAACAUCUCCAAGAAAUGAAAAUGACAAAAAGGGGCAUCUCAAACAGAGUAAUCACAGUGGGUGUGUUUUUCUGCGUGAUCCUGUUGUUCCCCAAGUUUUCGGAGUGUUCCAGCCCGAGCGCGUUUCUCUACAGCGGGUGCACGCAGCAACUGUACACCCCAAACUCGCCGUACCAGUCGAACCUGGACUCGCUACUCACAUCGCUGGUCAACUCGGCCACGUACUCGUCUUAUAACAACUUCACGGUGGUGGGAUCCACGCAGCAGGACGCGAUGAGCGGCCUCUACCAGUGCCGCGGCGACCUCUCCAUGCCGGACUGCGCCGCCUGCGUGGCACGCGCCGUCACGCGCGCCGGCGAUAUCUGUCGUGGGACGUGCGGCGGCGCGGUGCAGCUCGACGGCUGCUUCGUGAAAUACGACAACGCGACGUUCCUCGGCGCACAGGACAAGACGGUUGUGCUGAAGCAGUGCGGGCCCUCGGUGGGGUACAACCCCGACGCCAUGGGGAGCCGCGACGCCGUGCUUGCCGGGCUCGCUGCCACUGGAGGGAACUUCAGGGUUGGCGGCUCCGGCGGAGUCCGCGGCAUGGCGCAGUGCACCGGAGACCUGAGCUACGGCGAGUGCCAGGACUGCGUGGCGGAGGCCAUCUCGCGGCUGAAGGGAGACUGCGGCACGGCGGAUUACGGGGAUAUGUUCUUGGGGAAGUGUUAUGCGCGAUACUCCACCGGCGGGGCCCACGGUGAGUCCAAGGCCCACGGCGAAUCGAGUCAUGGAGGUGUAAAGACAUUUGCUAUAAUUAUUGGAUCAUUAGCAGGAUUGGCUAUACUUAUCAUUUUCCUAGCUUUCAUGACCAAAAUAUGUGGAAAACAGGGUAAAUAAAUUUAAAUCCAGUU
Messenger RNA from Vigna umbellata (rice bean), 1061 nucleotides. RefSeq names its product plasmodesmata-located protein 7-like. Gene Ontology annotation, cellular component: plasmodesma. The record is from RefSeq and is a predicted model, not a curated record. Lineage: Eukaryota; Viridiplantae; Streptophyta; Magnoliopsida; Fabales; Fabaceae.